AUGGCUCAUUCUCACAGAACCAUUGAAACACCAUGCAAAACAUGCUAUGGUAUUGAUAUUUUAAACUGCGGUAAUGGGAUUUUUAAGUCUUGUUUUGAAAUAAUUGUCAUAAGAGUCUUCAGAGCGGCUAAAGCUGGUUCAUCUGUCACUAAAGAGUGCUGGAAGGAGACGGGCGAGGUGGCAGAGAGAGACAUCACACUUGUGGAUACACCCGGUCUGUUCGACACAGAUAUUUCAGAGGAGAAUCUCAAGCACGAGAUCAGUAAAUGUGUGAACAUGACGGCACCUGGACCUCACGCCAUCGUUCUGGUCAUUCAGCCGGGUCCAUUCACAGAGGAGGAGAGAAGGUCUGUGGAGAAGAUCAGAGCAAUCUUUGGAGAAGAAGCAGAUAAACACACGAUCAUCCUCUUCACUCACGGUGAUGAACUGACAGACAGCAUCGAGCAGACGCUGAGUGAAGCGCGACAUGAUUUAAGACACGUCAUAGAUCAAUGUGGAGGAGGAUAUCAUGUGUUUGACAACACAAACAUCAAUGAUCGCAGUCAGGUGGUUGAGCUUCUGGAGAAAGUUGAUAAGAUGUUGCUCGUGAAUGGAGACGAGUAUUACACCAGCGCCAUGUUUCACGGUGUUGAAGAGAUGCUUCGGGUCAAAGAGGAAGAGUUAAAGAAACACUACAGUCAGAUUAUACUGGACUUAACAGAGACGUUUAAUGAAGAGAAGAGAGAACUGCAGGACACCAUUGAAAAACUCAAACGAUCAGGGCAGGAAAAGGAUGUGAAAAUGAAACGGUUGGAGGUUUUAAUGAAGGAGAAAAUCUUGGCCGAGUCUAAGCGGCAUUAUGAGCAGAAACACAAGACUGCAAGACAGGAAGCAGAAGAGACGCAAAUGAAAGAAAACAUCCCAGAACAAAUCACUAAACUACGAAAGCUUCGUGUCUGACAUAUUUUACACUUCUCUUUGACUAAAAUUAGCAGCCACAAAUAUUAAUGAAAUUUAAUCUGUCAAGAUAAUGUCUUAUAGGCCUUCUUAAUAAUCAGCAUAAUAUACAUGAAUGUAAGUAGCCUAAAAUAAACACACCAACUUAAUCGAAGAAGAAAUAAUGAACAGGGACUUUAUGCAGA
Messenger RNA from Triplophysa rosa, 1121 nucleotides. Its product is annotated as GTPase IMAP family member 7-like. The transcript has 2 exons. The coding region runs from base 1 to 939 and encodes 312 amino acids. NCBI's taxonomy places the organism in Eukaryota, Metazoa, Chordata, Actinopteri, Cypriniformes, Nemacheilidae. Gene Ontology annotation, molecular function: GTP binding. The record is from RefSeq and is a predicted model, not a curated record.